Myripristis murdjan (pinecone soldierfish) is the source of this 2999-nucleotide messenger RNA. RefSeq names its product lipase, hormone-sensitive a (gene lipea). The record is from RefSeq and is a predicted model, not a curated record. Gene Ontology annotation, cellular component: cytosol. The transcript is spliced from 11 exons. NCBI's taxonomy places the organism in Eukaryota, Metazoa, Chordata, Actinopteri, Holocentriformes, Holocentridae. The coding region runs from base 51 to 2234 and encodes 727 amino acids. Gene Ontology annotation, biological process: triglyceride catabolic process; cholesterol metabolic process. Gene Ontology annotation, molecular function: sterol ester esterase activity; triacylglycerol lipase activity.
CAGCAUUCUGCGGGCCACGGCGCACCGCGCAGCGCACAUGAAGGAGGAGGAUGUUCACCGGGGAGCGGAGUUCAACCAGCGACGGGGCUCACACAGACCCGCAGGCUGACGCCAUGGAUUACAAGGUUGUGUUCGCAGCCUUGGACACCGUGUGUGAAGACAUCGCCUCUGCUCUGUGUGGGCCUCCUGACUUGCCGUACGGUGAUGUUGCCGAGCGCUUGGUCACAUCCAUGAGGCAGAUCCAGGAGCACGGCCGCGCUCUGGAGCCUGUGGUCGGCAGCUUCACCGCAGUUUACCACCAUUAUGAUUUUGACGCACAAACGCCUGGGAAUGGAUACCGCACCUUGGUCAAGGUCUUGCUCUCCUGUCUUUUGCACAUCAUCCACAAGGGCCGCUACAUCGCCUCCAACUGCCACGGUGCCUUCUUCAGGGCCGACCACAACGCCGCUGAGAUGGAGGCGUACUGCAGCGCGCUGUGCCAGCUGCGAGCCCUGCUCUACCUCGCCCAGCGGCUCAUCAACGACAACGACUACGGCCAGCUGUACUCCCUGCAGGACGGGGACCUGAGCCGCAGUUUCGUGCAGGAGUACAGCUCCAUGCACAAAGCCUGUUUCUACGGACGCUGCCUGGGCUUUCAGUUCUUGCCAACCCUGCGUCCAUUUCUCCAGACUGUCGUCAUAAGCAUGGUUUCAUACGGAGAGAGCUAUGGCAAACAGCAGUCUGGGAUGGGCAAGGCGGCCCUUUCACUCCUCACAUCAGGGAAGUACGUCAUUGAUCCAGAGUUGAGGGGGGAUGAGUUUGAGCGCAUAACCCAGAACCUGGACCUGCAGUUUUGGAAGUCUUUCUGGAACCUCACAGAGUCGGGCCUUAUAACAGGCUUGAACAGAAUAGCCUCUAACCCGGUUCAGGUGAACCUCACCCUGACUGUGCCUCCUGUGCCGCUACGCCUCCCUCUGGCCUCAGACCCCAACCUCUCUGCCUCCGUGUCUCCUCCUCUGGCCCACUGGGGCCCGGGGCCAGUCCACAUGCGUCUGAUCUCACACCGGCUCAGAGAGGGACAGGACAGUGAGGAGCUGCAGUCCUUCUCUCGGACCGAUCCUCCACCCAUCUCUCUCUCCAUCGCCCCCUGGGCUCAGAGAGGCCCUCUCUCCCCCUGGCUGCUCAUCCACUUCCACGGCGGCGGCUUUGUGGCCCAGACCUCCAAAUCCCACGAGAAUUACCUCAGGAGCUGGUCGAAGGUUUUGAGUGUCCCUAUCCUGUCUGUGGACUACUCUCUGUCACCCGAGGCUCCGUUUCCCAGAGCGCUGGAGGAGUGUUUCUACGCCUACUGCUGGGCCCUGAAAAACUGUCAUCUGCUGGGCUCCACGGCAGAGCGAGUUUGUCUGGCGGGGGACAGCGCCGGGGGAAAUCUCUGCAUCACCGUAUCGAUGAAGGCGAUAGCCAGCGGCAUCCGAGUCCCCGAUGGCAUCAUGGCCGCCUACCCCGCCACCUUGCUCACCACUGACGCCUCGCCCUCCCGCCUGCUCACGCUCAUUGACCCGCUGUUACCUCUGGGUGUGCUCGCCAAGUGCCUGAAUGCCUAUGCAGGCGCAGAGUCUCAGACGGUGCAGCCUGAAAUGGGGCCCACCAACCUGAGCGCCCUGGGCCGAGACACGGCCCUGCUGCUCAGCGACCUCACCCAGGGCGCCGCCAACUGGAUCCAGUCGUUUCUGGGUCCCACGCGGAAUUCAAUUGGAGGCCGCUCACAGAGAAGCUCCUCGGGCGGCGAGACCCGCAGGACGUUCUCCUGCACCUCCGCAACAAGCUGCAGAGAUCCCAUGGAUUACCCAGAGGGCUUUGAGCCCCUGCGCUCCGAGUGCCUGGCUUUUGUUCACCCAACUUCCUGCCCCAUUAUCAAGAACCCGUUUGUGUCGCCCCUGCUGGCUCCAAAUAACCUGCUGAGAGGCCUGCCGCCCGUACACAUCGUGGCCUCUGCUCUGGACGCCUUGCUGGACGACUCGGUGAUGUUUGCCAAGAAGCUGCGGGACAUGGGCCAGCCCGUGAGUCUGACGGUGGUGGAGGACCUCCCGCACGGCUUCCUCAGCCUGUCCCAGCUCGCCAAGGAGACGGAGGUCGCCUCAAACAUCUGUGUGGAGCAAAUAAGAGAGAUCUUCCAGCAGCAGGGCCCGCCCCCCGGUCCUCACAAGAGACCAAAGUUGGACAGGACUAAUCACAAAACCGGCCCCUCUGGUUGAUUUAUCUCUCAUCUUGGAAACAUGUAGAGUUAAAAAAAAAAAAUGUGUGAGAUACAUAAAUUUAAAUUAAGGAGAAACAGUGACAACAAAAAUAAAUGUGGAGGCAAAAGAAGGAUAUUGCACUUGGAGCUCAUAUUUUUGUGAAGAAAAUAUAUUUUCUGCAGGCAAAGAUUCGAGAGCCACUGUAACCAUUCACUUUGUUGAAAAAUUAACCAAAAAUUCAAACAUAACAAAUUAGUCUAACAUCACACUGAAAGAUGAGAAAACAGGACUUAAAGGUAUUUUUUCUAGUCAGAUUUAUAUGUUUAAUAUCCAGGUCAAACUCACAUUAAAGUAUAGUUGUACCUUACCAGAAACUUCACACUGGAUAACACAGAAGAGAUUAAAUAAAUCACUAAACGAGCCUUUGCAAUAAUUUUUUGAACUACCAUCUCACUCGUCGUGCCUUGAAAUUACAGCCGUACUGUAUAAAAUUAUAUUUGUGUAUGAAAAAAAAAAAACUUUGCCUACAUUAACAGAUUGUACAGGAUCAAGGUCUACAGGGAAGAUGUGGUGUAAUGUGUUGGCGAGAAGCGUUUGGUCUGAUGUCGCCUGAUUUUUUUUUUUUUUCAUGUUUACAGCAUACAGCUAUUGAUAAGGUGGCCUUCACCUAAUAUUGACCAGCAGUGUGUGAGUGUGACUUGUUGUACUGUAAAUGGAAAUCCUAAACAUGUAACGUGCACUGUAAUAUUUAAAGCCUGUAUUAAAACCAAAAAUAUGAACAUU